Manihot esculenta (cassava) is the source of this 2277-nucleotide messenger RNA. RefSeq names its product glycosyltransferase family 92 protein RCOM_0530710. The transcript has a single exon. NCBI's taxonomy places the organism in Eukaryota, Viridiplantae, Streptophyta, Magnoliopsida, Malpighiales, Euphorbiaceae. The record is from RefSeq and is a predicted model, not a curated record. Bases 361 to 2106 code for a protein of 581 amino acids.
AAAAUCGAAGUCCACCUCAUUUCUUCCCCUUCCUUUCUCUUUCUUACCGAAGGAAAAGGACAGGAAUGGAAAGGAAUUCCUUCCUUCUUCCUCCAAUUUAAUUAGACUAAUAUAUACUCAUUUUCCUUCCUUCUUGGCAGCCACCAUUCCAGGAACCAUCGAUCACUCAUUGACUCGUAGCAGCCACCAGCGCGUUUUUCUUCGUUCUCUUCUUCUCCGAUACACAAAUUAAUACUAACCCGUAAAUCAAGAUACCAAGAUAACCUACUUUCGUCUUCAGAUCUGCUCGCAAACCCAUCGUCAAGAUCCAAUUUUGCUUAUUUCGAUCACUUUGCUUCUUCACUUACAGAGAAAUUAAUAAUGGAUUCUGAGCAGCGCCGGAAGCGGAAGCGUAUAUACAAAUCCCAUGCCAACUUCUUUUCUGCGAAGUCUUUAACUGUUUGCUUGUCUUUCUUCGCCUUUCUCCUAUUCAUUUCUUCAGAUCGCUCGCCUAUUCGUACUGGGUCGUUUCGGCCAGUGCUUUCCGUACCCACUUCAUUGUCGCUUUUGCCUACCCGUCUAGCUUUAACUCGAGAUUCUUUUGAUGCUAGAUCCUUGUCUUUGGUUGUGGAAGAUAGGGUUUUGUUGCCUGAUCACUUGCUGCUAAUCGUUUCUAAUAAACUCCAUAACACUGAAAAUUUGUACUGUGUUUACUAUAGUUUAUUAAAUUCUUCGUCCUCUGUGGAUGUGGUUUUAAAGCCGACUUUAUUUGUUGAUGAGUAUCGUGAGGCCAAGUCCAUUGUAAGGUGCCAGCUUCCACCGACGAAUUUUUCAGCCGCCGUUGACUUGCGGCGUACUUGGGAGCUGGCAGAAGGUGAUGGGCUCUUGCGGAGUAAUGCGGACUCGGCGGUUCCUUCAUGGGAAAGAGUGGUAUAUGAAGCUGUGUUAGAUUUGAACACAGCGGUUGUGUUCGUCAAAGGAUUGAAUCUUCGUCCACACAAGGAUUCAGAUCCAACCCAAUUCAGAUGCCACUUUGCUUUGACUAACUUUGAUAAGAAUGAAGGAUUUGUGUUCACUACUAAAGCAAUUGCAGCUGCGCAAGAGGUUAUUAGGUGUUUGAUGCCGCGAAGUGUUCGGAGGAAUCCGGAUAAGGCUCAGGGAAUUCGAGUCACAGUUGGCCGGGUUGAUGCUGGUGAAGCUGCACUUCUGCCUUCUGUGGCGAAAGUUUACAGUACCAAUUUGCACCGGCGGAAGAGUUACAGUAGGAAGAAGUAUGAGCUCUGUGCUUGUACAAUGCUGUGGAACCAAGCUUCUUUUCUCCGGGAGUGGAUUGUGUACCAUGCUUGGCUUGGUGUGGAGCGAUGGUUCAUCUAUGACAACAAUAGCGAUGAUGGGAUUCAAGUGGUGAUUGAUGAGCUUAACUUGCAAAACUACAAUGUUAGUCGGUACGCUUGGCCUUGGCCUAAAGCACAGGAGGCUGGUUUUUCGCAUUGUGCUUUGCGUGCAAGGAGUGAAUGCAAGUGGCUGGGAUUCUUUGAUGUGGAUGAGUUCUUUUACUUCCCUCGUCACCGCGGACAAGAUAUGCUAGGUCAGAAUUCAUUACGAACCCUGGUUGCGAAUUACACAAAUUCAACAACAUAUGCAGAGAUUAGAACAAUUUGUCACAGCUUCGGACCAUCUGGUUUGACCUCGGCCCCGUCACAGGGAGUAACUGUUGGGUAUACUUGCCGGCUUCAAGCUCCUGAACGGCACAAAUCCAUUGUGCGCCCAGAACUCCUUGAUGUAACACUUCUCAAUGUGGUUCAUCACUUCAGAUUACAGCGUGGAUACAGGUACCUGAAUGUGCCUGAAAGCACAGCUGUAGUGAACCACUAUAAAUACCAAGUGUGGGAUACUUUCAAAGCCAAGUUCUUCAGGCGAGUGUCUACAUAUGUUACUAACUGGCAAGAGGACCAAAACCAGGGCUCAAAAGACAGAGCUCCUGGAUUAGGGACUAUGGCCAUAGAACCUCCUAAUUGGCAGCUCCGGUUCUGUGAAGUUUGGGACACUGGUCUUAAGGAUUUUGUCUUGGCCAACUUUGCUGACACUGCAACUGGAGUACUUCCUUGGGAGAGGUCUCCUUUCUAACAAAUUCACACUUGAAGGUGCUUGCAGCUAGGCGCCCAUGUAAAACAGAGUAAUCAUACACAACCAUCCAUUCUUUUUUUUUUUUUUCUUUAGCAAUUUUUUAAAAUUGUCACAGGCAUGCAAAUUACACAGUUGUAAAGUUGCUAAAUUAUGAAAUGAUUCUUUUCUUCA